AUGCCACCGCGUGUCAUAUUAUCGGUUGCUCGAUGUGCGAAGCAGGCGGCGCAAGAAGCUGAGCGCAGGCGCCUGGACGACACCCGAGCCCUUGGCGGGGCUGAUGCGAACACGUCGGCCACUGUGUCCCUGUCCCCGGUAUCUUCGACGGAGUCGCUCGUGACGAUCCCAGAGGUGUCCGAUGCAGACCGCCCGAGAACCCCUACCAACGGAGAUGACUCCUUCGGUAGCUUGCUACAUAGGAUAGCAGGCCUGACCCCUGGCUCCUUCAAAUCGCUGAGUACUCUAUUCACUAAGAGACAGGCUGAUGCUGCAGUUGAGGAGACCGGUGAGACAAAGAAGCGGCGGCUGCUCGACACGAGCCAGGAGGUCGAGGUAGCCCCGGGAUCCAUGGUCCGGUACAGCUACAACCACCCGGAACUCCUGCGGCUGGUGGAUAACCAGAUUCAACCCCCUCUCGUCUGCUUCACAAACAGAUCCCUCAAGGAGAUCACGGAGAAGAGCAACGCGCUGCCUCGGAAGAAGCUCGCGUCGAAGGUGUCUGUCAUUGAUGUGACACACUUCGGUGAUGAUCUCAAGCUGGAGGAGUCGGAAUGGCGCCAGGGCGCCGAAAACUUUUUAGGUUUUUGCUCAAUUAUCGGGACAGUAGCAUACGUUGAACGCUUCCGGCAACACUUCGACUGGUUCCUCGACAUACCCGACUUCUCGGACAAGUUCGCGGUAGUUCGCGCGACCGAGGCCGAAUUGCGGACGGAGUACGCUUCACAGCAAACUGUCUUCAACCCUGCGCAUUACCACUCCCGAUUCCAGGCCAAGCAUAUCGAACUGAAGAUGGAGGAGAUGGACGGGAAGGAACAGCGUCGCGAAGCUAAGUUCAACUCACUGUUUUCGCGACCGUCGGCUGUCACUUCCCAUCCGCCAGCCGUAGGCACUUCGAGGCAACAUGCCGGUCCGUCACGUUCGGGUGGCGGCGGGCGGUUUCAAGCAGGCAAUCGCGGCGACCCUUCAGCGGCGACUUGCCUCAUCUGCGCGAGGAAGGGCCACCAAAUUGCCGCCUGCUCCGAUGGAGCAUUCCCAGACGGCAAACCCGUCUUUGCCGAGUCACGAGAUGGCUCUCUCCGCCCCCGGGGUCGAGACGAGGCCCUCUGCGUUAUGUGGAACGUCAACGGGGAUCCCCGGGGCAAGUGUGCGCACGGUGGACGUCUCAGGCAUAUAUGCUCCUUCUGCGGCUCGAACGAGCACCAUGCACUUGCCUGGCGAUGCCGCGCCAACCCUAACUGA
Messenger RNA from Gloeophyllum trabeum ATCC 11539, 1281 nucleotides. RefSeq lists its product as uncharacterized. The transcript has a single exon. The coding region runs from base 1 to 1281 and encodes 426 amino acids. The record is from RefSeq and is a predicted model, not a curated record. NCBI's taxonomy places the organism in Eukaryota, Fungi, Basidiomycota, Agaricomycetes, Gloeophyllales, Gloeophyllaceae.